AUGGGGUCUUUUGAAGAGUUUUUGCUUGCGGCUGUGGAAAAGGCUCCUUUCCUUAUUGGUGAAACCACAGCAUCAUCAUCGCUACAGGAGAAGAGAAAAAGGUCUCGAGAUGUUGAAGAGGUGAAGAGUACUACUACUACUACUACUACUACUACUAGUAGCAGUAGUAGUACUGAAAAGAAAAAACAAGACCAUGACGAAGAUAUUGUUCGACUGCAACGAAUACUGGUGGAUGGUCCACUACAGCCACUGGGUGCAGAACACGGGCUUUAUCACAUCCUUCUUCCCACAUUUCUCGCCACAAUGGGGGCGGCACGGGAUGUGUGGCGUGCAAAGCAGGCACUGCAGACGGCAAAGGAGAAACGGUCUGAGACGAACGAAACAGUGGGCACCAGCCAGACGGUUUCGGCCCCCAGUGCUGUUUCAUCUGCGAACGAGAACGAGGAACAACCGUUAGAUGAGGCAGCCUUGCAGCGGGCUGUUGUAGCUGCCCAGAAGGCGUUGAGUGUACAGCAGCAUGCGCUAGAUGCUGCAAAAACUAAGGUGUGUGUACUACUAGAGGCUGUUUCACAGCAUAGUGGUUCGACGACAUAA
This is a messenger RNA of Trypanosoma theileri, 594 nucleotides long. RefSeq lists its product as uncharacterized. The record is from RefSeq and is a predicted model, not a curated record. NCBI's taxonomy places the organism in Eukaryota, Euglenozoa, Kinetoplastea, Trypanosomatida, Trypanosomatidae. The transcript has a single exon. The coding region runs from base 1 to 594 and encodes 197 amino acids.